AUGCAGCAGCCCGAAACCCCGCAGAUAAGUCGGCAAACUGCGCCUGAACCUCUGGAUCCAACAGCUCAGUACCAUCGUCGGAGGAGAACUGCUCUGUGGGUGACCAUCUCUCUGCUCACUCUGGGUCUGCUGGUGCUGACCGUAGGUCUGAUCUCGGCCACUCGCACCGACAACGUGCCGGUCGUUGGACUAUACCCGGGCAUAAUAUUGAGUUUCGGAGCAUUUCUGGGUAUUGUUGGCAUCCACCUGGUGGAAAACCGCAGACCUAUGCUGGUGUCCUCGAUAAUCUUCAUCAGUGUCGGAGUCAUCGUUGCCUGCUUCUGUGCCAUCGUCGAUGGGAUAAUUGCUUCAGACUUUAUUGACAUUACGCGUAUGCAGAAGGGCAUGUGUGACUUUCACCCCAGUGGAUCUGGCUACGCCUACGACAGCUACUACACUGAGGUGAUGUGCCACUCUUUUGAGAAGUCAUGCAAGCUGAAAGUGAGGAGCAACACCUGCUACUGUUGCUACCUGUAUAACUGCGAGAGCCUGUACUCCUCACACUACUACGAGUUCACCGGGGUCAGCGGCUGCUGGGAUGUGGUCCAGCUGUACCGCCUGAUGUGGACCUCGGUGGUGCUCAACGUGAUCGGCUUGUUCCUGGGCAUCAUCACCGCCGCCAUCCUCGGCGCGUACAAGGAUAUCGUGAAGCCUGCUCCUCAGAUCGCUCCCAGCCCAACGCCAGCACCUCACAUCCUGUACAACCCGACCCAGCACAUGCUCACCUACCCCAACUUCUGUCCGUCUGGGCAGGCUCUGCCCGCCUACCCCAACUACCCAGUAUCCAUGCAGCAUAACACCAACCACCAGGCACCUGCUACUCCCCAGAUGCUCCCUCCUGGGGGAGGCCCUGUCUCCUCCCCCUCUUCCUGCCCGUCUGAGGAGAACCAGAGCCAGCUGCCCUCUCAGGUUCUCCCCCAGCCACAGCCUCAGGGAGCCACCCAGGACCCAGGAGGCUACAUGCUGACCCCCAACGCUCCGGUGCUCUAUGCAUCCUCCUACAGCGCCUUUGAGAAACCUCCACCUUACGCCUGCUGAGACUUUAGACAAAUAUGGAGAGCGUGCUGCAAACACCUUCACCUGGUCAGACUGACUGUA
Molecule: messenger RNA, 1137 nt
Organism: Maylandia zebra (zebra mbuna)
Lineage: Eukaryota; Metazoa; Chordata; Actinopteri; Cichliformes; Cichlidae
Gene: tmem255b
Product: transmembrane protein 255B
Source: RefSeq, a predicted model, not a curated record